AUGCGUUUCUCAUUCCAAUUACUCCCAUUAUUGGUCCAACUUGAAGUGCUGAAGCAACUGGAGCUCCAAGAAGUAUUCUUGUUGAGUUUAUGCUCAGAAAAGAUGAAAACAGUGGUUCAAUGCCUCAACAUGAGGCCAACAAAAUUGAAAUACCUUUUUCUAAAGAAUGGAGUUCAAGUAUCUGCUGGAUAUGGCAACAAUCAGAUUUACUAUGGUGUUGCCAACGUGCAGUUUGUUUCAACCAUCCCUAGUGGCAAGAUGAAACCGAUGAAGUUAGGAGGCAACAAAAUUAAUUGCAGAUGCUUCAAAAAAUCUUCUAAAGCAAAACUCUCCCACGGAUUCCGUUAUCUCGCACAAGAACAAAUCACUGUUCUGGAAUCCCUCCAAUGCCAUAUGAAAGGCCUGUUUCGAUUCAAACCUCGUGUUCAACUGGAGUUCACUUCCCUUCAUUAUAUAAACAUUUCUCGCAUCAUCAAUGACGUCACAGACUCUAGAUUUGAAGUAGAAGAGUUAGAAACAGAGCAACUCGAGAACUAUCUGACCAUUCAUCCAGGUCAAGAUAGUCUUCUACUGGAGACAAAACUCACUGGACUACGGUUGAAAAGUGAUUCGAAAUUGUAUUCCAUCAAAGGGUUAGUAGUUUAUGGAAAACGAAUAGAUCCUUUCAUUUUCGUGGAGACUCGUCAAAACCCCCGCCUACACUUUUCGGAAGUUAUUAACAACUUCGGUGGAGAAUAUCUUUUCUUUCUCGAUGUUGUCUAUAAUAUCAAUGAUUGGGCGCAAUUAAUACAAAGCUGGAAAAGCAAGGAGGCUUACCAAAAAUUGAAAUUUGUUUUGAUAAGGGCACCCAGAGGAGCCUCUAUCACGUUUGAGCAUGCAAUGCGACAAUUCGAUUUCAAAGCGUGGGAUGGUCAGCGGAGACCGCGGACUGUCAAGUUGGAACCAAAAAUUGUCAAUCUCAAAUUAAACUCUUAUAAAAACUUGGACUGCUCCAAGUGGAUGGACAUACAACAGGACGGAGGCGGCAAAUGGGCUUCGAUUAUGUUGUCGCAGACUUUUAUCCAAUUUAUUGUCUGGCACUGA
Molecule: messenger RNA, 1083 nt
Organism: Caenorhabditis remanei
Lineage: Eukaryota; Metazoa; Nematoda; Chromadorea; Rhabditida; Rhabditidae
Exons: 3
Coding region: 1-1083 (360 amino acids)
Biological process (GO): embryo development
Molecular function (GO): protein binding
Source: RefSeq, a predicted model, not a curated record